Molecule: messenger RNA, 1841 nt
Organism: Nicotiana tabacum (common tobacco)
Lineage: Eukaryota; Viridiplantae; Streptophyta; Magnoliopsida; Solanales; Solanaceae
Source: RefSeq, a predicted model, not a curated record
AUGGGCAGCCCUCAACUUCAUGUAGGCAUUGUAGCUAGCCCAGGAAAAGGGCACUUAAUCCCAGUUCUUGUUUUAGGCAAUCGACUCGCUGUCUUUCACAAUAUCAAAGCUACUAUCAUUAUUAUCACAAGCAAGAAUUCACCUCCCGAUACACAACUUCUUAAGACCUUCAAUGUCCCAAGAAAACUUAUAGACGUUGUCCAAAUUCCUCCAGUGGACAUCUCCAACCUAAUUGAUACCGACGCAAAGGUGGUGACACAAAUUUGCGUGAUGGUACGUCAGGCUUUACCUGAAAUCCGAAUCGCCAUAUCAACGAUUAAGCCAGACGCUCUCAUCGUGGACCUUCUCUCAACAGAAGUCAUGACGUUGGUUUCCAGAGAAUUUAACAUGCCAAAGUACGUAUUUGUUCCAACUAAUGCAUGGUUCACUGCCUUGGCAAUUUACAGUGCCAAGGUUCUUGAUAAAGAAAUAGAGGGUCAAUAUGUUGACCAUGGAAAUAUCUUGAUGAUUCCUGGCUGUAAACCGGUUAGACCGGAUGAUGUUGUUGAUGCAAUGCUGGACCGGAAUGAUGAGCAAUACAAUGAGCACGUUAGGCUAGGAAUUGAGUACACUUUAUCUGAUGGAAUUUUAAUUAAUACAUGGGAAGAAGCUGAGUGUGACACUUUGAAAGGGCUUACAGAAAAUGAAAGGUUGAAAAGUGUUGUUAAAGUACAAAUUUACCCUAUAGGGCCUUUGAGGAGAAAUGUUGAGGAUAAAAAUAUGGAAAAUUGGAUUUUGAAAUGGCUUGAUAAGCAACCUUCAGAGUCAGUUUUGUAUGUAUCAUUUGGAAGUGGUGGAACUCUAUCUUCUAAGCAGAUGAUUGAGUUGGCUUGGGGUUUGAAAUUAAGCCAGCAGAGGUUUGUUUGGGUGGUGCGUCCACCGUGUGAUGGUGGGGCCGACGGAAGCUUUUUUAAUUCAGGACAAAAUCCUGAACAGACUGCCGUUGAUAAGUCGGAAAAAGAAGAGGAUAAUGUCAAGUCAUCAUGCUCCUUAUGUCCAGCGCAACACUUACCUUGUGAUGGGACACUAGAUUACUUGCCUGAGGGCUUUUUGACACGUACACGAGACAAAGGAUUGGUGGUUCAAACGUGGGCACAACAAGUAGAAAUAUUAAGUCACUCGGCAGUAGGUGGAUUUUUGACACGUACACGAGACAAAGGAUUGGUGGUUCAAACGUGGGCACAACAAGUAGAAAUAACCUUGUGAUGGGACACUAGAUUACUUGCCUGAGGGCUUUUUGACACGUACACGAGACAAAGGAUUUUUGUCUCAUUGUGGAUGGAAUUCGACAAUAGAGAGCUUAACAAAUGGCAUUCCCAUGAUAGCCUGGCAACUCUACGCUGAGCAAAGACUUAAUGCCACCAUGUUGACGAAGGAACUCAGGGUGGCAGUUCGGCCGGAGUUUUUGCCGACAAAGAAAGUGGUGGGAAGGGAAGAGAUAGAGAAAAUGGUGAGAACAAUAAUGCAGUAUCCAGAAGGGAAAGGAAUAAGAAAUAAGGCUAAACAACUUUUAAUAAGCGCUGAGAAUGCUUUAAGAAAAGGAGGAUCUUCAUACAAUUCAAUGUGCAAGGUCCUUAAAGACAUUGAAAACAAACUAGUUUCUUAAAGUCCCAAUUCUGAAGCUAGCUAAGUAACUACUUUUUUUCUUUUUUUCUUUCAAUUUAUUACUCUCCAAAUAAAUAAAUAAAUAAAUACGAUUGGCUCAUCUAUAGUUCGCAGGAAGAAUAAACUGAUUUGUGGGAAUUCAAAAUUGCUCGUUUGCUAUAGUCUGUCUGUCUACCCGUUGAUUAAAUACGCUCUAA